AUGUCUGCAAGCAAUGACUGGCCAGCAGCAUCUGUAGGAGCCCGUCUGGAGACGGAGGAUGGCAUAUGUGUCCUGACAUACCAGAAGCUGGACGCUCAGGCGAUCAUCGCGUCUGUAGCAGACGAUAGAGCAGGAGCAACAGCAGUGUUCAUUGGGACAACGCGUGACUCGUUUAAAGGCAAAGUCGUCACGCGUUUGGACUACCAGGCAUACAGCAAAGUCGCUGUGAAGACGAUAGCAGACAUUAUCCGUAAAGCACGCCGGCAGACGUUUCGCUCCGAGCACCAUGCUGACGGCUAUGUGUCCUCCAUCAUCAAGUGCGCCGUACAUCAUCGCUUGGGGACAGUACCCGUCAGCGAACCCUCCAUUGUCAUCGCAGUAUCCUCACCACACCGCAAAGAGAGCUUUAUGGCAUGUGAAUACAUCUUGGAGGAAGUGAAACGAAAAGCCCAGAUCUGGAAAAGGGAGUUCUACGAGGGUGAGAGGGAGGAAGAUGCUGAGUGGAAGGAGAAUAUUACUACUUCGAUGGCAUCCUAA
Phanerochaete carnosa HHB-10118-sp is the source of this 537-nucleotide messenger RNA. RefSeq lists its product as uncharacterized. The transcript is spliced from 2 exons. NCBI's taxonomy places the organism in Eukaryota, Fungi, Basidiomycota, Agaricomycetes, Polyporales, Phanerochaetaceae. The coding region runs from base 1 to 537 and encodes 178 amino acids. Gene Ontology annotation, biological process: Mo-molybdopterin cofactor biosynthetic process. Gene Ontology annotation, cellular component: cytosol. The record is from RefSeq and is a predicted model, not a curated record.